Paracoccidioides brasiliensis Pb18 is the source of this 1455-nucleotide messenger RNA. RefSeq lists its product as uncharacterized. The transcript is spliced from 4 exons. The record is from RefSeq and is a predicted model, not a curated record. The coding region runs from base 1 to 1455 and encodes 484 amino acids.
AUGUCUGCUCCUGUUUCCAACAAUCCUCCCCAAUCGGAGUCCAAGUCAGCCAAGAAGAAGCGUAGCAAAGGCGAGAGCUCUUCCAGCGCCUCCGCUGCUGUUGCAGAUACCUCAAAUCCAGGAACCGCCGCUGCGGAAACAGCAACAAAUGUCGUGACUGGUGGUACCCAUGAGCCUGCCUUUCUGAAAGAGCUGUACAAGAGCCUCCGGAAUGCAGUUAAAAAACUUAAUGCUACCUCCAAAGUUGAUGCUAUCGUUGCUGAAAACCCAAGCAAAUCCCUUGAUGACUUGGUUGCUGACAAGAAGAUCAAUGCAGACCAGAAGGCCCAGAUUUUAAAGAAACCUGGCCUUCAAGCAGCAGUGUCCCAGAUUGAGGAACAGAUAAAUCAGUACAAAAUAUAUGGACAAUACUAUGAAGACCGCCUCAUUAACCAGAAAGCAGACCUAGAAAAGGCUCACAAGGGUGAUCUGGAUGCUCUCAAAGCAAAAGUCGUAGCGGAAACAUUGGCUUCCGCUGAGAAGGAAUUCAGAGAAAGAUUGCUGGUGCUUAGCCGCUUUUUACGCGCUGCUGCUGCUAUGAGACGCUCUGGCGAUGAGACUUCCAACGACAGCCGUGCCUUUGAAGGUGCGCUGUUCCAGGUUUAUGGAGGAACUGAGGAAGCUGUCAAUGCUAUGCUUAAACUGAUUGAUGGCGCGGAAGACACUGUUCCAAGUGUUGAUGCUGAGCCACUUGAUGUUCCUUACUCGAGGGUUAAGCAAGCAUCUCUUGACUAUGUUCCCCCUGCUGUUGACGCAUGGACUGAGGAAGCCCAGGCCACUGAGUCAGCAUCUAGCGCUGAGGCCAAUGUUUCCAGCGACCCUACCUUAGUCAACGCUGGUUUGACCGAGCUACAUAAUCCUUCCUUGUCCGCCCCACAACGCCCAACCACCAAUGGCUUCCCAGCCUCCGGAAACCCUCAACACCAAGAAAUUUCGUCUGUUCCUAUGCAAUCUAUCGUUGGUAACGACUCUGCAAACGCCGUAGCUCAAAUGAGAUGGGAUAACCAAGGAUCAAACUUGUCUGCCUCUACCGCUGCUGAUGGUUGGAUCGAAGUCAAGAAGGCUGACGUGGAAGGCACCACGACGCAAAAUGCACUACCACCAACUUCUGGUAGCUGGGCGGAGGAUAUUCCGGCCGUAGCCUCCAUAGACGGAACAAGUCCAGAACCAAAUGACGGCUUCAAGCCAGUUGUUAGCCACCAUACCCGGCAAAACAGCGGACGCGGCAGAGGUUUCCGCGGUCGUGGACCUCGUGGUGAGGGAUUCCGUGGACGUGGAGGUUUCCGUGGUGACCGGGGCGAAUAUCGUGGCCGCGGUCGUGGUCGUGGUGGAGAAUACCGUGGUCGUGGUCGUGGCGGGUAUGGUAACAACAGCCAAAUUCAACCGGCACCCCAUGCUGCGGAGCACAUGGCAUAA